Molecule: messenger RNA, 1311 nt
Organism: Acytostelium subglobosum LB1
Lineage: Eukaryota; Evosea; Eumycetozoa; Acytosteliales; Acytosteliaceae
Exons: 2
Coding region: 1-1311 (436 amino acids)
Biological process (GO): tricarboxylic acid cycle; succinyl-CoA metabolic process
Cellular component (GO): succinate-CoA ligase complex
Molecular function (GO): succinate-CoA ligase (ADP-forming) activity
Source: RefSeq, a predicted model, not a curated record
AUGGCCAGAAAGAAGUUGAGAGAAUACUCUAGCAAGCAGUUGCUCAAGACUCAUAUGUUGAACUUGUGUAAAGAGAAGUUGAAUCUGAAUGCUGUCCAGAUCACACCAACAAGCCCAUCACUAAAGGACAUUGCACAACAGACGACUGCACAAUGGCUAAACACAACAAAGUUGGUGGUCAAGCCUGACAUGCUGUUUGGCAAGCGUGGCAAGAACAAUCUGGUGCUGCUCAAUGCCACCGUGGCUGAGGCCGACGCCUUCAUCAAGGAGCGCAUGAACAAGGAGGUCGACAUUGGCGGCAAGAAGGGCGCCGUCACCCACUUCAUCGUCGAGCCAUUCGUGCCACACACCGUCGAGUACUACAUGUCGAUCGUGGCCAACCGCGACGUCAACACCAUAUCCUUCUCCAGUGUCGGAGGUAUCGAGAUUGAGGAGUGCUGGGACAAGGUCAUCACCCUGGACAUCCCCUACGGCGAGAAGAUCGACCUGGUCAACCUCCACCCAUUGGUGCCAGCCGAGACUGCUGCCCGCGAGUCCAUCAUCAGCUUUAUAAAGAAUGUUUACAAGGUGUUUGAAGACCUAUCCUUCCACUUCAUAGAGAUGAACCCGUUCACACUUGAUGAGAAUGGAAGACCAUUCCCAUUGGAUAUGAGAGGUGAGGUUGAUGAGUGUGCCUCAUUCAAGUGUGGAAGCAAGUGGACUGUUGACGGCGAGCCACUCCAAUUCCCUCAGCCAUUCGGCCGCAACCUCUUCCCAGAGGAGACCUACGUCAACGACCUCGACGAGAAGACUGGUGCUUCGUUGAAGCUCACAGUCCUGAACCCAACCGGUAGAAUAUGGGCAAUGGUUGCUGGAGGUGGCGCAUCAGUCAUCUACGCAGACACCGUUGCCGACUUGGGCUACGGCCACGAGCUGGGCAACUAUGGUGAAUACAGUGGCGACCCCAACGAGGAGGACACAUAUAAAUACGCUUCAACAAUGCUGGGACUGGCCACACGCAACCCAGACGGACGUCCACGCGCCCUGAUCGUUGGAGGAGGCAUUGCCAACUUCACCGACGUCGCCGCCACCUUCAAGGGAAUCAUCCGCGCCUUCAAAGACUACCACAAGGAGAUCGUCAAGGCCAACAUCCACAUCUUUGUGCGCAGAGGUGGUCCCAACUACCAGUCCGGUCUGGAGAACAUGAGGGACGUUGGUCGCGAGCUUGAGAUCCCCAUCAAGGUGUACGGACCAGAGAUCAACAUGACCAACAUCGUGUCGAUGGCCAUCCAUCACAUCAACACUGCCCAACCUGUCUCUGUCUCCAGUUGA